AUGUGCUGUGUUCCAUUGUUUUUAACAUCAGUUCGUAGUUCAACAUCUCGACUUUUUGCCCAACGUAAGGCAAUAACAGAAGAGCCUACCGAAGAAAUUCCUAAGAGAUUUGCUUCUACGGAAGGCCGAUUCAGUAUCAUCGAUGAGCAUUCAAAGGACAGCGAGAGUGACUCGGACACUGAUGCUCCACUACCGAACUUUCAACAACAACGUUACCUUCAACCCAACUUUUCGAAAUCUGUUGAUUAUUCCCACACGCAGGGAGCGAUGGCAGCAUCUCGAUUUAGGAUUGUUCCGGUUGAAAGCAAAUAUAAGCGAGGUCGAUGGAAUUGUUUUGAUUAUUAUGAAAAAGAUGCCAUUUGCUCAAAAAGUCCUAAAAUGUCGUGUCCAGGACCUUCGCCAUUCAAACCGGUUACUCCCAAAAAUGAUCGAUCCGUGCGCUCAUUGACAGAAAUGGCUCCACCAGCUACAGCUCCAGCUACUCAGCAAGUUACUUUCAAUUUCGACAUAUCAAGUGAUAGUGAUAGAGAAAAUUCUGAACCAAAUUUUUCCCAAUCUCAACGUGGAUUUAUGAACGGAGAUUCGAAACUUAUCAUAGAACCUCCGUGUAACAAGCCUAGUGUACUUAACACAAUGACAAUCACUUCUAGCAACAGUAAAAACAUUCCAUCCUCUCAAACUGAAUUAUCUGAGGGACGUAUGACUCCUACUGAAAUUCUGCAGAAUGGACUUGAGACAACACUGAAAACUUCAGAAAUUAAAAUUGAAUCGGAGGAAGAAUUACAAACAACAAGCACAUCAUCCAACAACAAUGGUACAUCUCCAGCAUUAGUUGCAAUUGAUUCCAAAAUUGAACAAGCUAUGGACCUGGUCAAAACUCAUCUAAUGUUUGCUGUACGAGAAGAAGUUGAAGUUUUAAGGAGCAAAAUUGUUGAUUUGGAAACUCAUAUUCAUCAUUUGGAGACAGAAAAUUCAAUUCUUAAAGAUCACAUUCCGGACGAUUUACUGAAGAACUUGAAUUUGGGCAAGAAUUGUGUUGAUGCUUUCAAAGUUGCAUAUGUUGGUCGUGUGUCAUGUGAAUAUGAGGAGCAAUGUGCAGCAGAUGCUUAUCUGGCUCAAUGUUUCUACGAAGGUUUGAUUGAUGCUGGAGUUAAUGCUAAUGGAAUGAUUCCAAACAAAAACAUUUCUUUUGUUUUUCUGGAUCCAUAUGAUAUCCUAAAGAAUACGACAGCCGUUUCUUCUGGCAAUUUUGGCGUUGUCAAUUCAGGACAAAGCACAAAUUCGUUUAGAACUGCUUUGCGCGUGUUACUAGAUGAAACUGCUGCUGAUCCAUUGAUAAGUUUAGUUGGCUAUGCUGAAGACUGUCGAGCUGUGGCUACUUUAGCUGAUACAUACGAUAAAGCAGCAGUAAUCAAUGCUUGUAGCGAACCGAUCGGAGAAUCUGUUAUUCCUUUGCAACGAACUAUUCACUUUGAUAGAUCUCUCGGAAUGCUCUACCGUGCUGUUGCUCAUUUUCUUCAACACAAUAAUAUAAAAUACGUUCAUGUUGUUAACAUGGUUCAAAGUACUUAUGAUAUGUAUCCUUCUCUACUUCUGGAUGCAUUAGGCUCUUAUAACAUUCAAGUCGGAAGUUAUGAGAAGAAUAUAUUUGCAUAUAACAGCGCAUAUUUUCCAUUUGAAAGUGCUAUCCAGUAUGUUUUAUCAACAUAUCUCCGUACAAGAAUUUAUGUGUGCAUGGGACAUUUCGAUACACUUGCAUUGGCUUAUGGACUGGAUAAACUGGGAUUAUUGGAAUCUGGAAAAUAUCUCAUCAUUAAUGUUAACCAUUUUGAGUUUCAAGACGAUCUAUCUUCUAGAUGGACAACGGCACGAAGAGAAAGGUUCACUCUUUCCAUUAAUCAAAUGGCAUGGCUCAACCGACAUGUUAUGUAUUUCACAUAUUCUCCAUACUGGCCUGCUCUAUCAGAUAACCAAGAUUUCCUUAAUCUACAACAACGGUUGACUAAUAGCUUCAAAAAACCAUUGUGCCCACCAUUCUGCAAUCGUGAUAAUACUAAAAUGUCCAAUAUUACAUUGGGUUCUUAUUUACGAUACGAUCAAUGGAUAACUGCUUAUGAUUCUGGAAAACUUUUAGGCGAAACACUACAGAGUAUGACAGCAACUAACAAUGCGUCAGAGAUAAUUGACAGCAUGAGACAAAAAAGUUAUCGGAGCUUGAUGAACUACGACACAUUUUUCGAUGAAGCCGGAAUAUCUCAAAAACAGAUUAGUAUUUGGGGUUACUUGGAGAGCGGAACAGAUGUUACAUUCAAUAACUUCAUGUUAAAAAUUGGACAGAUGACCCCACUCAAGAACGGAUCAUUUGAUAUUGUGCUCAAUAUGAAUGAGUCACAUAUUUACUUGAAAGAAAUGCCAAAAGAUAGACCAGAAUGUGGCUUUAAUAACGAGAAUUGCAUGAGACAGAGUGGCUUGGGAACAACGGAGAUCAUAGUCAUUGUCAUCAGUUCUAUUUUGGCUCUCGGAAUGUUAGGAUUUAUGGGAUAUAUUGUGAAAUGGAUUGCCUACGAGCGUCGUCUGGAGUCAUCAUAUUAUUUAUUAACUCGGCGAGAUGUUCUGUUACAAGACCUGAACAAUUUCGGUUCGAGUCGCGCUGGGAGUCUCAUGACAUCCAUGCUGAGCAUCAAGUCGACGCAAUCAGUCAACAUGGAUGUCGCCCCCAUGCCCGGAACAAUGGAGUUCUAUACUACGAAUAUACGCAGAGCUUACAAAAGAAGAAAUAACAACAACGAUAAAGUUGAUGUAAACACUGAUGCAUGGAAAGACAUCGUUGAUUGGCAGUUGGCUAAGUUGGACAAUGUGCUUGUGACAGUACGGAAAGUUCAAAAAGAUAACUUGAAACUUACAAGAGAAAUGAAACGUGAAAUCGACUUGUUGAUGAGUUGUGGUCACGAGAACUUAAACAAGUUUCAUGGUAUAAUCAUCGAACCUGAACUGAUUUUCACUGUUCAUUCUUAUGGACUCCGUAAGAGUCUUAAUGACUUAGUACGGAACCCAGAUUUAAGACUGGAUCGAAUGUUCAAAGUGUCCUUCAUUGAAGAUGUAACGAAAGGAUUAAGAUUCCUUCAUGAUAAAAGUAAAAUUGGUUAUCACGGAAAUCUUAAAAGCACAAAUUGCAUUGUGGAUGCUUAUUGGCGCGUUAAACUUAGUUCUUUUGGUAUGGAAAGAAUAAGAGUGGAUGAGCCCCUACCCCGCCCCGAUGAUAUGCUUUGGUUCGCUCCUGAGAUAAUUCGUAGAAACUGUAAAAAAGAUGAUUUAACAAAAGAAGAACUUGCGAUGGCAGACAUAUACUCUCUCGGUAUUAUUUUGUAUGAAGUCUAUGGUAGAGAAGGUCCUUUCGGAGAUGACUUACUAGAUUCUACAGAAAUUGUGGAACAGUUGAAAAAUGGAUCUACCGAAAAUCAAAUACGCCCGGAUAUAGAAAUUAUUCGCAAAUCCCCAUCAGUUCUGAUUGAAAUGGUGGAAGCUUGUUGGCAGGAAAUUCCCACAGAACGACCAGUUAUCCGAAAAAUACGAGAUCGAUUAAAACCUUUAUCUAAAGGAUUGAAAGGAAAUAUAGCUGAUAAUAUUAUGGAGUUGCUUGACCGAUAUCGUUAUAAUUUGGAAGACGUCAUAAAAGAGAGAACAGAUGAGUUAGAAGAAGAGCGACGACGAAAUGAACGUCUUCUUCUCCAGCUCUUACCUAGCUCGGUUGCUGAUAGUCUCAAAAACGGACGUCCCGUGGAUGCUGAAUUUUAUGAUUGUGUGACCAUAUACUUUUCGGAUAUUGUUGGAUUUACUGCUUUGAGUAGCAAGAGCACACCGAUGCAAGUUGUGAAUAUGCUUAAUGAUCUUUACACGGACUUUGACAAAAUUAUCGACCAGUUCGAUUGCUAUAAAGUUGAAACUAUUGGAGAUGCUUAUAUGUAUGUCUCGGGACUGCCAACCACUAACGGUAUUCACCAUGCUGGUGAAGUAGCUUCGGCUAGUUGGGAGCUACUACAGAAUAUGUCUCUUUUCAAAGUACGACACGCACCAGAAGAACGGUUGAGAAUUCGUAUUGGAUUGCAUUCAGGACCUGUCGUAACAGGAGUUGUUGGGGUAAAAAUGCCUCGGUAUUGUCUUUUUGGAGAUACUGUAAUAACAGCUAGUAAUAUGGAAAGCUCAGGAGAAGCUUUGAAAAUACAAUUAUCUGUUGAUACAUACCGUCUAUUAACUAAAUGUGGGGGAUAUGAAAUGCAACACCGAGGAGAGAUACAACUAGCAUCUAAAAUCAUGAUGGAAAGCUAUUGGUUACAUGCUUAUAAUCCCGAAACACGAAUUGCUAGACUUCAAGCGUCUUCCGAAAAGUUCCCUCAAUUCCAUGAGCUAUUGAAGAAAUCAACAAUGAAAGCGUAA
Auanema sp. JU1783 is the source of this 4434-nucleotide messenger RNA. The record is from the annotation of a GenBank genome assembly. Lineage: Eukaryota; Metazoa; Nematoda; Chromadorea; Rhabditida; Rhabditidae.